This is a messenger RNA of Notolabrus celidotus (New Zealand spotty), 1293 nucleotides long. RefSeq names its product mitochondrial ribosomal protein L44 (gene mrpl44). Bases 16 to 1014 code for a protein of 332 amino acids. The record is from RefSeq and is a predicted model, not a curated record. NCBI's taxonomy places the organism in Eukaryota, Metazoa, Chordata, Actinopteri, Labriformes, Labridae. Gene Ontology annotation, biological process: RNA processing. The transcript is spliced from 4 exons. Gene Ontology annotation, molecular function: double-stranded RNA binding; ribonuclease III activity.
CCGUCAGAUGUCAACAUGGCGUCGGGGUACAUAUUAAAUCGUGGAGUACUUACAUUAGGCAUUCACAGUCAGCGUGUUUGCAGGAACAUAGCACUAACACAGGUUAGAGAGAAGAAACGAUGGAUGAAAGCUUACACAUACCUCAUGGCAAAGAAGCUAAAGCUCGAAGGACCUCCAGCUCCGACGCCACGGUCCCAACAGCCCAACUGGGAUUAUCAUGCUGAGAUUCAGGCUUUCAGUAACCGCCUCCACGAGAACUUCUCCCUUGAGCUCCUGAAAACAGCCUUUAUCAACCCCUGUUACCUGCAGGCGGAGCAAGUGAGGAGGCAGGAGUUAGGCGUGGGCUCUGAAACCAUUGCUCUUGUUUUGAAAGACAACAUACAGCUGAGUAAAAAGGGAGUAGAUUUCACCAAAAGAUUCCUGACUGACUGGUGCAGGGCCAGCUUCCCCAGCCUGCCAAAUGAGGGAGUGGAUGGUGUUGUAGGGCACCUCACCAGUUCAGCGGUCAUCGUCUAUGUAACGAGAAAUCUUGGCAUAGAGGACCUAACAAUGAGUGGGGAGUGCCCUGUCUCUGAUGAUGUGCUGUACUCUACAUUCAUGGCGGUUAUUGGAGCUCUACAGGAGAGCAGUGGUGAAGAGCGAACAGGAUUUUUCCUCAGGGAUUUCUUGACCACUCAGCUGAUAGGGAAGGACCUAUUUGAUAUGUGGACAGUCGUCAACCCAAUGGGACAACUGGUGGAGGAGCUCGCUAAGAGGAGUAUUCCUCUGCCUGAGCCUCGCCUCAUCAGGUCUGCUGGAGCCAGCACCGUUUUGCCAUUAUACUUUGUUGGCCUGUACAGCGACAAAAAGCUUCUGGCUCAGGGUCCAGGAGAGACACUCAUGGCAGCUGAGGAUGAAGCAGCGCGCGUUGCCCUCCGAAAACUCUACGGCUAUACAGACAACCGUACACCUUGUGACUUCUCUCCACCGCAGCAGCAUCAGAAGCCCUUAAUUCAAUCAGUCCUUAGCAAUUAAUAAAGAAACAAUGCUUUUGCUCACUUUCCCGGAGUGUUUCUGUUGGGUAUUGAAAUGCCACCUCGUACAUCAAGCAAAUGAAAGCCUUAUAGGCCACAUAAAAGAUAAUAAUUAUGAUACCAUAUUUAAGAGUAAACUGGUCUUACAGCUUACCUGGGUGUUAACAGGAAAGUCUCGAGGCCCGUGGAGCUGUUAUGUUUUUUCCUUGUAAAUAACUCAUCUGCUCAAGUCUCAGCAUUCUGUUAUGUUUUUAGUGUGUAUUAAAAUUUUUGGAAUAUA